CAAAACAUUGUCAGAAGCAUCGAAUCGUGAUCAGUUGGUUGGGCGAAUAUCAGAUGGUUCUAUGAAUUUGUGAUAAAAGCGGCAAAAAUCGGGAGGAGUUUGUAAUGUGCAAUACAAGAAGGCAAUAGAAGGGCUUUUAAAACAAACUUUGCCGCCUCCGGUUUGAGUGAAUAUACUUUAAGACAUAGGUGUCGGGCAAACAUUGGUUUGGCGUGCGCGGUUCCGCGCCGAAUGACGUGGAGAAAACUGUCCUGUAGCUGAGAAUAAAGGCGCUCGGUGCAUCGUUAACUGAGAAUUUAAUUCGUGUGUGUCAUAAGUUUGUCGCAAACAUGUUUGAAAUUACAGACACACAGAAGAUCGGAGUCGGCUUAGCUGGUUUCGGAAUAGCGUUCUUGUUCCUCGGCAUGCUUUUACUGUUCGACAAAGGACUGCUGGCAAUAGGCAAUAUAUUUUUCGUCUGUGGCCUUGCUUGCGUGAUAGGGCUGGAGCGAACGUUUAGAUUUUUCUUCCAAAAACACAAAGUGAAGGCAUCGAUUGCAUUCUUUGGAGGCAUUUCUAUCGUCCUGCUGGGGUAUCCGCUGAUCGGUAUGCUAAUAGAGAUGUACGGGUUCAUACUCUUGUUCAGCGGAUUCUUCCCGGUGGCCAUAAAUUUCCUGCGACGGGUACCGGUUCUUGGAACGUUCCUCAACAUGCCCGGAAUUAGCCGGACCGUUGAUUGGUUGGCGGGCGAAUCGGACAGGACAACGGGAAACGCAUACAACAAGUAGAAACGAAUCGUGCUCCAACCCUUAACUUGCAUCCCGUUGAUUUCCCUUGGCAUGAUCGUUGGAGCUAACCAACGUUAAGCUUCUGUAAACCGAAAUCGAUUAUCUGAGGCCAUAGGCCCUGUUUCGUUUCUGUUACUUUUAAUCCUGUAAUAAAAAUAUCUUCGCAAUG
Molecule: messenger RNA, 936 nt
Organism: Anopheles cruzii
Lineage: Eukaryota; Metazoa; Arthropoda; Insecta; Diptera; Culicidae
Product: vesicle transport protein GOT1B
Exons: 4
Coding region: 330-767 (145 amino acids)
Biological process (GO): endoplasmic reticulum to Golgi vesicle-mediated transport; retrograde transport, endosome to Golgi
Cellular component (GO): endoplasmic reticulum; membrane
Source: RefSeq, a predicted model, not a curated record